Molecule: messenger RNA, 2171 nt
Organism: Otolemur garnettii (small-eared galago)
Lineage: Eukaryota; Metazoa; Chordata; Mammalia; Primates; Galagidae
Gene: MGME1
Product: mitochondrial genome maintenance exonuclease 1
Exons: 5
Coding region: 323-1351 (342 amino acids)
Biological process (GO): mitochondrial DNA replication
Cellular component (GO): mitochondrion
Molecular function (GO): single-stranded DNA exodeoxyribonuclease activity
Source: RefSeq, a predicted model, not a curated record
GGAUGAAAGUACGGGUCGCGAGAGGUGGUUUGCUCCCUCGGAAUUAAGAGAAGCGAGGUGGCUUCAGAGGUAGCUGGGCUUCUAUUUAAACUGCCUUUUCCCUAAUGCAGACUCCUGCCCGAAGGGUCACAACGGUCCUGUCCCUGCCCGGGCUGCACGGCUUUCUGUGGAUCACGAAGGUUGGUCCUGCGGACCGCCGCUUCCCAGCUCCGACUUGGAACAAGCGACGUGACCCUUCAGAAACCUGACUUCCAGGUUUACAAAACUUAAAAAGGCCCUCGACACUGCAAACAGACUAGCCAGAAGUGAAAACAAUCUAAAGAUGAAGGCAUUUCAGAACGUCUGCAGGCAGCUCCGAAGUUCAAAGGGGUUUUCUGUGAAAACUGUUGCCCUUGGGGAUUUCUCUACUUCCUGUUAUUUAUGUGACAGGAAGAAAAAAGUGAACCCAUAUGAAAAAGUGGACCAAGAAAAAUAUUCUCAUUUAGUGCAGUCUGUCUUGUCAUUCAGAGGCCUUGUGCAUACCCCAGAGUCAUUGUUUGAAGAAGAUGCUUUACUCUAUGGACCUGUGAGUAAGCAUAAACCCCCAAAGCAAGAAGAGGAAGCAAUAAUUCCACAAAAUUGGUUUCCUAUCUUCAAUCCAAGGAGAAGUGUUAAACCAAAUGCAAGUUAUCCUUCAACUCCUUUGAAAAUCCCUUUGCAAAGGACUGUGAUACCAAGCGUGACCCGAAUCCUUCAGCAGACCAUGACAAAACAACAGACUUUCUAUUUGGAGAGGUGGAAACAGCGAAUGAUUCUGGAAUUGGGAGAAGAUGGCUUUAAGGAAUAUACUUCAAAUAUAUUUUUACAAGGGAAACGGUUCCAUGAAGACUUGGAAUACAUACUGUCACUUUCACCCCAGGGAAACGUAAAAGAGAGAGGUGAAAAUCUUGAAUCUGGUUACAUCCAAAGUGUCCAGCAUAUUCUGAAAGAUGUCAGUGGAGUUCGAGCCCUCGAAAGUGCUGUUCAACAUGAAACCUUGAAGUAUUCAGGUCUGCUGGACUGUGUGGCUGAGUAUCAGGGCAAGCUAUGUGUGAUUGAUUGGAAGACAUCAGAGAAACCAAAACCUUUUAUCCGAAAUACAUUCGACAACCCACUGCAAGUUGUGGCCUACAUGGGUGCUAUGAACCAUGAUCCCAACUAUAGCUUUCAGGUUCAGUGUGGCUUAAUUGUGGUGGCCUACAAAGACGGAUCACCUGCCCACUCACAUGUCAUGGAUGCAAAGCUUUGUUCCCACUACUGGGCCAAGUGGCUUCUUCGACUACAAGAAUAUACAGAAAAGAAUAAGAAUGAGAAUAUGCAGAAAACAGAUUAGGGAGCAGGAUGCCAUUUGGGAAUAUUCAGCAGUUUGGAAGAUAUAUUGUUGUUUACUGCAAUCCAAAAACUUACGUAGGUGCUACCAGAUCUGAGUGCUACAUUAACAUAAGCAAAAGUAUUAAUUUGUUGAAACAUUGCUACCAAAAAGACUGAAAAGCCAGGAAAGUCUAGAUUUAAGGAGCUGGACUUGAGCAUGUCAAAUACCAACUAUGCUACCUCUGUUAUUUGCCUGAAUAGAGGGCAAGCAGGGUGGGCAGUCACACUGGCAGUUAGACUCCCUCGGUGGACCUAUUGUAUCCUGGGCAGGAUGCCCAGUCUUUGAACUGAGAUUGGAAGGCAGUGAGGCUGAAUGUGCUAAGUCUUUCCCCAGGUUCACUGGGAGGAAAGAGGCCACAUACCCCCAGGGUAUGUGGAGGGAAAGACUUCGGCCAACUCUCACUACCAGGGCAGGUUCUUAAAACUGGUCUAUAUUGGGGCACUCUAUACAUUUCAGUUGGGGGAAAAGCUAACAUUGAACCUUUCUUAAAAAUAAAUAUGGGAUUAUUCAGCAUCGAGUAAAUGCUGCUGUCUGGAAAGAUGGAACGUAAUCCAAGCCAUUGGCAGUAUGCCUUGGCACACCACCAAAUGACCCAGAAGUAGCCAGGCCCCAGUUUGCAAAUCGUAAUUGUAAGUGUUUAAUAGCUUUUUCCGGUGUGAGUGAGAGGAUCAUGAGAGAAAAUUUAUCAUUUGUACAAUUGUUCAGUUAUAGGGGAAACAAUAAAAUUCAUUAAUUUUUGUUUUGUGUUUGAUAGGUAAUAAAAGUUAUUAGUUUCAUUUGG